Monopterus albus (swamp eel) is the source of this 2481-nucleotide messenger RNA. RefSeq names its product adaptor related protein complex 3 subunit mu 1 (gene ap3m1). Gene Ontology annotation, biological process: vesicle-mediated transport; intracellular protein transport. Gene Ontology annotation, cellular component: clathrin adaptor complex. The record is from RefSeq and is a predicted model, not a curated record. The coding region runs from base 183 to 1490 and encodes 435 amino acids. The transcript is spliced from 9 exons. Lineage: Eukaryota; Metazoa; Chordata; Actinopteri; Synbranchiformes; Synbranchidae.
UAACAGCUUUUAAACUUUGUAUACAUUAUCCUUUGUUCCCUUUUUGUCGCCUCUCACUGUCUAGUUUAUUUGUUGCUCCAGUUUUUAGGAUUAAGAUGCAGAAGGUAAAAUGUUCGAAGUUGCCAGUGUCAGAUUGCUAACUUAACCAGACAGUUAACUGAGGGUGGAGUUAGUUUGGCAGAAUGAGAAUAGAACACUUUAACAACAACAACAGGCUCGUUGUGGCAGCUGAGAUGAUCCACAGUCUGUUCCUGAUUAAUCACUCAGGAGACAUCUUCCUGGAGAAACACUGGAAGAGUGUCAUCAGCCGGAGUGUGUGUGAUUACUUUUUUGAGGUGAAGGAGAAGGCAGUGGAGCCGGAGAAUGUGCCCCCAGUCUUACAGACCCCACACCACUAUCUCAUCACCAUCUACAGGGGCAAACUCUUCUUCCUCUCUGUCGUUCAGACUGAAGUCCCUCCACUGUUUGUCAUUGAGUUCCUACACAGAGUGGCAGACACAUUUCAGGACUACUUUGGAGAAUGCUCUGAAGUUGUAAUCAAGGACAAUGUGGUGACGGUGUACGAGCUGUUGGAGGAGAUGCUGGACAACGGCUUUCCACUGGCAACAGAGUCCAACGUCCUCAAAGAGAUGAUCAAGCCCCCGACCAUCCUGCGAUCAGUCGUCAAUACGCUCACAGGAGGGAGUAAUGUUGGUGAUAUGCUACCAGUGGGUCAGUUGUCCACUAUCCCAUGGAGGCGGGCUGGUGUUAAAUACACCAAUAAUGAGGCGUAUUUUGAUGUCAUAGAGGAAAUAGAUGCCAUUCUGGACAAAUCAGGCACAACAGUAUUUGCAGAGAUCCAGGGUGUAAUUGAAGCCUGUGUGAGGCUCACUGGGAUGCCUGACCUGACUCUGUCCUUUAUGAAUCCUCGUCUUCUUGACGACGUGAGUUUCCACCCGUGUGUGCGAUUUAAGCGCUGGGAGUCGGAGCGUGUCCUCUCAUUCAUCCCACCAGAUGGAAACUUCACACUCAUGACCUAUCAUGUCAGCUCUCAAAAUCUUGUGGCCAUUCCAGUAUAUGUGAAGCAGAGCAUCAGUUUCUUUGAGACAGGAACUUGUGGUCGCUUGGACAUCACGAUUGCACCCAAACAGACCAUGGGGAAGACAGUGGAGGGUUUGGUGGUCACUGUCCACAUGCCUAAAACUGUGCUCAGUGUCAACCUCACAGCCACACAGGGAAACUGCACCUACGACCUCACUACCAAGGUGUUAGUUUGGGACAUUGGAAAACUGAAUCCACAGAAGCUUCCUAACCUGCGAGGCAGUCUGAGUAUGCAGGCAGGAGCCCCCAAACCUGAAGAGAACCCCACACUCAACAUUGACCUGAAGAUACAGCAGCUGGCCAUAUCAGGUCUCAAGGUGAGCCGACUUGACAUGUAUGGAGAGAAAUACAAGCCGUUUAAAGGGGUCAAAUAUGUGACAAAAGCGGGAAAAUUCCAAGUGCGAACCUAAGCAAUGACUGUCACAAGCCAAAGGUCAACAAUCCAAUGUGCCAAAUAGGUGGUGAGCUAGCAUCUUGCUAAGUCAGCUCUCCAAAAAGUCAUACACAUCCUCUGGCUCAUUGUGAUUGAUGAAUGAGUUUGCAUUCUAACACUUAUUUAUUAUGUGUUUGGCAUUACAUAUAUGUGACUGGAUAGUAUUUGUAGCCUGUAAAAGGAAGCCUUAAUAAUUAAUGUGACCAUGCUGAAGUGCUCUUAGUUUCUAUCCAGUUUAAAUGGGCUUUAUUGAAUGAACCAUUCCUCUUUGUAUUUUGGACUAAUUCUGAACAUGUUUUUCCUUUGUUUUAAUCUAACACCUUCUGAGUGUAUUCCUAAGGGGAAUAUUUUGGUUUGAAAAGGGACACUCACAGCGCCUUGCUCCUCACUACUUGCUUCAUCACACGUAUACAGUCUUAACUGCAUGUAACCUUGAGAGUAAGCAACCAUGCCUCUGCAAACCUUUUUUAAUAUAAAAUAAGGUAGCCAAGUUUUAUACUUAUAUAUGUUUAUUUAAAAAAACAUUAAGGUAGUAUCUACUUUCUGAGUAGCUGCAGUGCAUCUUGAGGUCUUUUGUGCAGCUGUUUUUUGCACACAUUAACUCUUUAAUGUGCCCUUGUAAGUUUAGGUUGAAGUGCUUUUUAAAGCACAUACUACAGCACAAACUGUGUGUUUUGGAGGCCUGAGGGAAAUGCGUCUUAUAUCUAGGGUGCACAGUUUGAAUUAGGGAGCGUUCACAACCAUUCUCAGGGCCUAUAAAUGAGCUAGUGAUUGAGGCAGCCUGUUGGGAGCAGUUGUGUUAAAAGCACUCAGAAAUCACCAAGAUCCUCACAUAACUUAUAUGCAACUUCUUUACUCAGCACAGCAUUUGCACAAUCAUUUGUCCAUAUCAAAAAUACUAAGAGUUCUUGUACAAAGUUGAGCCUGUAUUAUAACAUAUAAGAUGUCUGAUAAAACCUAUAAAACUC